Molecule: messenger RNA, 2414 nt
Organism: Lethenteron reissneri (Far Eastern brook lamprey)
Lineage: Eukaryota; Metazoa; Chordata; Hyperoartia; Petromyzontiformes; Petromyzontidae
Product: dynein assembly factor with WD repeat domains 1-like
Molecular function (GO): protein binding
Source: RefSeq, a predicted model, not a curated record
GGGUUCAGUGUCAAUCACUGGGGCUCACAGAGCCAGACUAAGGCUCCCACAGGGUUCAGUGUCAAUCACUGGGGCUCACAGAGCCAGACUACAUAAUGUUGUGAACCCGGCGACCCAAGUUCAAUUCCCAGCCACAGCUAACAUCAGUCUUGUCCUGGGCCUCCCUUACAGCCCUGCUAGAGGCUACCUGGGGGAGCUUUAUCCGUGUGUGCAUCAUAGGUGGUGCUGCACUUGCCCCUACAGCCCUGCUAGAGGCUACCUGGGGGAGCUUUGCGUCAUGCUGGGACUGGUCGCGAGCCGCCCUCUCUGGGGGGGCUCCCCCCCCCCAGAGCCCUGCGAGGGGGGCCCGGCCCCCCCUCCCGCCACGGAGGGGCCCCCCGUGACCUCCGGCUGCCUGCAGAUCUCCAGCGUCAUAGAGGCUGAGGCAGAGGUGAUGUGUUGCCGGUUCAGCGCCGAUGGCUCGCUGGUGGCAAUGGGCCUGGCUAACGGCACCAUCAAGAUCCACGAGCUGCGUGGAUGGACGUGCGUCCACGUGCUGAGAGACGCGGACACGCUGAGACACGGAGACACGCGGGGACACGCCGAGACACGGGGACACGAGCUGAGACACGGAGACACGCAGGGACACGCUGAGACACCGAGACACGCUGAGACACCGAGACACGCUGAGACACCGAGACACGCUGAGACACCGAGACACGCGCUGAGACACGGCGUGCCCGUCACCUCGCUCGUCUUUCUGCCGCAGUCGGAUACCGAGAGAGACAUCCGCCUCGUAGCCACGUACGCGAGUGGGCGCGUGUCCCUGUGGGCCGUGUCCCUGCGCUGGGCCUGCCCGCUGGCGCGUGAGGCCACCCACACACUGUGCGCCGCCGCCUCCCCGUCCGGCGCGUGGGUCGCCACCGGCGGCAGUGACGGGGCGCUGCGCAUCUACGACGUGAAGACGCGCUCGCUCGCACUCACCUGCUCGCCCAGCGCUUCGUCCCACGUCAUGGACGGCCACAGCUCACGAAUCUUCGCGGUGCAGUGGCACCCAGAGUCUGAGAACUUCCUCCUGUCCGGCGGGUGGGACAACACCGUGCAGUUCUGGGACCGCAGAAUGCCGCACUCAGUCAGGAGCCUGUACGGGCCCCACGUGUGCGGCGAGUCGCUGCACUUCGAUUCGAGCGGCUCCCGGAUCCUGAGCGGCUCCUGGAGGAAGAGGCAGGCGCUGCAGGUUUGGGACUCCGGCUCCGGGUCUCUCAUCAGAGACAUCCCCCCUGAGGCUGACGGGGAGCGCAGUUCGGUGUACGCGUGCCGUUGGCUGGGUGACGGCCUGGCGGUGUCUGGAGGCUGUGACCCCAACGCCUGCCGCGUGGUGCACACGCAGAGCAGCCUCAUGACCACGGGGUCAGUGUCCGCCCUGCCAGGAGGCGUCUACUGCAUCGACGUGACCUCCUCCUCCUCCUCCACCACCUCCUCCUCGACUCACCUCAUCGCCGUCGCCUCCUCCACGAGCCUCUACCUCCUCACACACUCGCGGCAAGCUGCCUAAGCCGGCCAGAGUCGUGGCCGCCGCCGUUAGCCCCACAUCAUCAUCGCCAUCGUCACUUAACAUCAUCAUCACUUAACAUCAUCAUCAUCACCAUCACCACAAUCAUCACUUAACAUCAUCAUCAUCACCACUUAACAUCAUCACCACCAUCAUCAUCGCCACCAUCAUCACCACCAUCAUCACCGCCAUCACCAUCAUCACCACCACCAUCAUCAUCACCACCAUCAUCACUUAACAUCAACACCACCACCAUCAUCACCGCCAUCACCAUCAUCACCACCACCAUCAUCAUCACCACCAUCAUCACUUAACAUCAACACCACCACCAUCAUCAUCACUUAACAUCAUCACCACCAUCAUCAUUACCAUCAUCACUUAACAUCAUCAUCACCAUUACCAUCAUCACCAUCAUCACCAUCAUCAUCACUUAACAUCAUCACCAUCACCACCAUCAUCAUCACCACCAUCAUCAUCAUCGCCAUCACCACCACCAUCAUCAGUACCACCAUCAUCAUCACCAUCAUCAGUACCACCAUCAUCAUCACCAUCAUCACCACCAUUAUCACCACCACCAUCAUCAUCAUCAUCAUCGCCAUCAUCAGCAUCACCACGGUGGCUAAGAGAUUUUAACUACCUCGCCUGGACUACCGGAGGGUCUCUGUGGGUCUCUAUGAGUAUGGGUUUCUGUGGGUCUCUAUGGGUCUCUGUGGGUCUCUAUGAGUAUGGGUCUCUGUGGGUCUCUAUGAGUAUGGGUCUCUGUGGGUCUCUGUGGGUCUCUAUGAGUAUGGGUCUCUGUGGGUCUCUAUGAGUAUGGGUCUCUGUGGGUCUCUGAGUCUGUAAUGUCCACGUGAUGGUGAUAAUAAACACGAGUUUAGUUUUA